Messenger RNA from Drosophila mojavensis, 4615 nucleotides. Its product is annotated as pregnancy zone protein. The transcript is spliced from 7 exons. The record is from RefSeq and is a predicted model, not a curated record. Gene Ontology annotation, molecular function: endopeptidase inhibitor activity. Bases 105 to 4505 code for a protein of 1466 amino acids. NCBI's taxonomy places the organism in Eukaryota, Metazoa, Arthropoda, Insecta, Diptera, Drosophilidae. Gene Ontology annotation, cellular component: extracellular region.
UGUCGCAACGGUUCGCAAAUCAACUUUAGAACUUUUUUUUUUAUAUAUUUCCAAUUGAUUCUCGCCUUAUUGUUUCUUGUUCAAUUCAAUUUAAGCCACCCAAAAUGCGUCUCUCAGGCGCUGUUCCUGUCAUCGCUUGUGCGGUUUUGGCCCUUCUAACUAUGGCCGAUCCGGUAAAAAGUAAGGGACAAUAUACAAUCGUUGGACCGGGAACCAUACACUCUCAUCGAGAUUACAAUGUGGCUGUCGCCGUGCAUAACACCAAGGAGCCAGUUACCUUGAAGAUUGGUAUUACGGGACCCUCGUACAAUGAGACGCAAACGGUCGAGUUGCCAAAUGCCGAUGAGUUCAAGCAGAUUACCUUCACGUUGCCUCCUCUUAAGUCGGGUGACUAUAACUUAUCCGCAGAGGGUAUCUCUGGACUUGAGUUCAAGAACUCCACGCAGCUUAUUUUGGCAGAAUUUAAGCCAUAUGUCAAGCUACAAACCGACAAGGGCAAAUAUAAGCCCGGCGACACCGUCAACUACCGCGUAAUCUUCCUAGAUGAGAACCUUAAACCGAGUUUGGCCGAGGACGACGUAGUUGUGUGGUUCGAGGAUCCGAAACGCAAUCGCAUCAAGGAACUUAAGCACAUCAAGACGCGUGGAGGAGUCUACACCGGAAAGUUCGAGUUGUCGGAGUUUGCCCUCUUGGGCUCAUGGACACUUUCGGUGCAGAAUGGCGAUUCAUAUUCGGAUGAGCGGGUCUAUUUUGAAGUUGAGAAGUACGUGCUCCCCAAAUACACCGUCACAAUGGACUCGACUAAGCAUGUAUCGGUGAAGGAUGGUGACAUGCAGGUUGUUGUAAAAGCAAAUUACACCUAUGGCAAACCAGUAAAUGGCAAAGUACUUCUCAAUGUACACACAGACGAAUCAAGCACGUGGUCCACCGUAAAUGGCGAGUCUGUCCGCACAGACACGCCGGGGCACGCUCUCAUCCGAACUGCUGACAUGGUCAACGGCAAGGCGAAAUUUGAUAUUAAUGUUAAGGAAUUUGCUAGUUUUUUGCCAUACAAAACAUCGUCGUCGUAUGCACAAAUUUUGGCCACUGUUGUGGAGGACUUCACAGGUGUACAACUCAACGAAACGGGCGGCGUACAGCUUUACCCGUAUCGCUACGAAAUGUCCUGCGUGGAUUACACUUCCUGUUAUUCAUUUGUAGCCGAUAAAGAGCACGAGAUCAUUUUUAAAAUCACUCUUGUUGAUGGUACCCUACUUAAAGAUACAAAGACCCCUGUCAAGGCAAAGUUCACCGAGGGCAUUCGCCACUCCAGAUAUGGCGAUGAAUCCAAAUUACCGUCGAUUGAGAAUAAAACGCUUGAGUUUGAGAGCCAUCUUAACGAGUCCAGCUUAGCUGUAUUUAAAGUCACGUUACCAGAUUUACCAGACAUGGAAAACUAUCGACGUUACUAUAGCAUUCAGUUACAAUACGAUGGAGAGGAGCGAGAUCUGUAUACAACCUAUCCCUACAGAGAGUCGAAAAAAAUUAAACCCCUAUCACGCAACGAAGAGAAAGAAUGGUUUAAGGUCGAUGUGCAGACACCUAAGGACAAAUGGAGCCUCAAAAUUGGAGAGGAAUAUCAAGUCACUUUGAACUCCAGCCGUCCCCUCAACUACUUCGUAUACAACAUCAUCGGACGUGGAAAUGUUCUACAAACGGAAAGAGUCGUACUGAGUGAGCCUCAGAAGGUCUAUAACAUCAGCCUGACCCCAACGUUCCUUAUGUCACCUUACGGCCGCAUUUAUGUCUACUAUGUGGAUGAGACUGGCGAAUUCCGCUAUGCCGAGGAUUCUUUCCACGCAGAUGUGGAGCUGCAAAACCAGAUUGAAGUGACUGCUCCGAAUGAGGUCAAACCUGGCGCGGAUGUUGAGCUAGAGAUUAAGACAGCGCCCCAAUCAUUCGUUGGCUUAAUGGCUGUUGAUCACAGUGCCUUGCUUCUGGGUAACAAUAACGAUAUCAAAAAGGAUUCAUUUGGCUGGCGCUUAGGACGGUAUGAUACGCGCACACUGUGGCAAGGAGGUUACUCCUACUAUCCCGGAGAUCGUAGUGGAGUUGUAACCAUGACAAAUGCCAACUUCUUUUAUAAUUGCACGGCUCCCACAAACCAUCAACAACCCUACCUAGGUGAUUUCGAGAGGACUUCACUUGUAACGCACAAUCAAGUGUACUUUUCUACAUCCCAAAUGGUGCCGGGCCUUGGAGAGUCAGUCAGAUUAGGGGCGGCAGCGCCGGGGUCGGCCCCUGCACCUAAGGUGCGUAAAAACUUUGUGGAAACCUGGCUGUUCGACGACAUUGAAAAUACCAAGACAGAGAUUUUUAAGUGGGUCCGAAAAAUUCCCGAUACGAUUACAAGCUGGGUACUGACGGCGUUCUCACUGCAUCCCGAAAAGGGUUUGGGCGUGACCAACGACCAGCUGAAAAUUAAGACUUUCCAGCCAUUCUUUGUGUCCGUGCGUUUACCAUACUCAGUGAAGCGUGGCGAGGUGAUCAAUGUGCCCGCUCUGGUGUUCAACUACCUGCCCAAGCAGUUGGACGUGGAGGUGACUCUGAGCAACGAGGAUAACGAGUACGAUUUUGUGGAUGUUUCCAACGAGGUUCUCGGCGAACAGAAGCGCACACAGACGGUGCGCGUGGGCGCCAAUUCCGCAGCCAGCGCAUCCUUCCUUCUGCGUCCGAAAAUCAUUGGCAGCAUUCUGCUCAAAUUUACGGCCAUUUCCCCUCUUGCCGGCGAUGCGGUGCACAAGACCCUUAAAGUAGUGCCUGAAGGUGUGACGCAAUAUAAGAACCGGGCAUUCUUCGUCAACUUGAAGGAUGUGCACGAGUUCCAGGACAGCUUUGAAUUGGAUCUACCAGAGGAACUUGUGCCAGACUCGCAGCAUGUCGAAUUCGGUUUUGUUGGCGAUCUGCUUGGCCCAGUCAUUAAGAACCUAGAACGGUUGCUGCACUUGCCCAGCGGCUGCGGCGAGCAGACAAUGUCCAGACUUGUGCCCAACUAUUUGGUCUAUGAUUAUCUGAAGUUCAUGAAGAAACUAACUCCAGAAUUGGAGCAUCGCAUAAAGCGCAAUCUGGAGCAGGGAUACCAAAAUAUGUACCACUACCGUCACAACGAUGGCAGCUAUAGCUCGUUUGGACCAGGCAAGUGGCGUGAGGAGGAUCCAGAGCGCAACGGUUCCACGUGGUUGACGGCCUAUGUACUGCGCUCAUUUGGCCAGAUUAGGGAUUUAAUAAAACUGGACGAGAAAAAACUGGAGAGUGGAUAUGAGUUUCUACUCAGCCGCCAGGCUGACAACGGAAGCUUCACGGAAAAUGGCGAAUAUUUCUACGGCUCACAACGUUCAGCCCUCACGAUCACCGCCAACGUACUUCUAGCUCUACUUGAGCAACAAAAGCCUAAUCAAACGGCCAUUGAUAAGGCCGUAGCCUAUCUGAAUGCCAACUCAAAUGAUAAGGAAUAUCUAUUGCCCAGGGCCAUUGCCACCUACGCUUUGCAAAGGGCCAAGUCUCCAGAUGCCGCCAAGCAUGUGGCUGCACUCAAAGCGCUUGCCAAGCACGAGGAAGAUCGCACCUGGUGGACGGAAGAUGAACAAAAGUUGCGCUUCGGAAAAUGUGCUCGCUGGUGGUGCUGGGUGUGGAGUCAUGACAUUGAAAUCACCUCAUAUGCAGUGCUCUCGCUGUUGGAAUCGGGUCAGGAGACUCCCGAUUCGGUGCUUAAUUCGAUUCGAUGGCUGGUGGCACAGCGGAACAGCUUUGGUGGUUUUGCUUCUUCGCAGGAUACGGUGGCUGGGCUGCAGGCCCUCAUACAGUUCGCCAAGACGUCCGGCUACGAGCCAGCCAGGUGGGAUGUGUUCGUUUCCAACCAUGGUCAGCGGGAAAAGACUGAGAAGCUCAGCCUGACAGAAGAUAACGAUUUGCUACUCCAAACCGUGGAGUUCCCUCAAGGCACCAAGUCGCUGUCGUACGAGUCGAAGGGAACUGGCGCUGCUCUGCUACAAAUCAGCUACCAGUACAAUAUUGUCGAGAAGGAGCCGAAACCUAGCUUCAAGAUUCAAGCUGUUAUUAAACCGGAUUCGCCCCCAGCCAAGUUAGAGCUCAGCGUGUGCGUUGAAUAUGUAGAGGAAGGCAAGGCUAAAGCAUCCAACAUGGCCAUACUGGAAGUCUCACUACCCUCUGGCUAUACCGUAGAUGAGGACAGUUUCAAGGACAUACAGGACAUCGAACGCGUCAGGCUAGUAGAAACCAAGAAUGAAGACUCUGUGGUGGUCAUCUACUUUGAGAGUCUGCCCAAGGGAGAAAUCAAGUGCCUACCGAUAGAAGCGUUCAAGACUCAUGCUGUCGCCAAUCAGAAGCCCGCCCCGAUUGUCCUCUAUGAUUAUUACGAUACGAACAAGAAGGCAACUGAAUAUUACCAAGUAGAAUCGAAGCUUUGCGACAUUUGUGAAGGAGAUGAAUGUUCGACAAAGUGCUAAACAGCAACUUAUCGAAUAACAUGUUUAUAUGCUUUUAACUACUUUAAUCAUAUGAUAUUCGAUAACACUGUUAAUUGAUUUGCAUAAAUACAUAAAGGAAUGAUCAUAUA